ACGACACUUGAUAGCAUACUUGAGGACCUCAUAGCUGCUAUGGACAACAAAAGUCCAUCAGUAAGAUCGGAGACGAUUCUUUUUCUUGCUCGUUACUUCUUGAACUGCACUCCAGCUAUUUUAAACAAAAAGCUCCUCAAAUCUCUUUCGACAUCUCUUACAAAGACCUCUAAUGAUAAUGUGCCAGAAGUUCGUGAAGCGAGUUUUACUGCAUUAGGUAAUGCAAUGUUUAUUGUUUCGGAGAAAGUAAUUUCUCCAUUUCUCAGCGAACUUGAUGGAAUCCGUAUGGCAAGAAUCAAAGAAUUUUGCGAGAAAGCCACCUUGACAAAAGCAGGUGAAGCUGAUAUUCAUGGACCUAUAUUGGGGUUUGCUGGCCCUGGUGAGUUUUUUAUGUUCCAUUUUAUUUCAAUACCUUAA
Messenger RNA from Protopolystoma xenopodis, 417 nucleotides. The record is from the annotation of a GenBank genome assembly. NCBI's taxonomy places the organism in Eukaryota, Metazoa, Platyhelminthes, Monogenea, Polystomatidea, Polystomatidae.